Molecule: messenger RNA, 1569 nt
Organism: Aedes aegypti (yellow fever mosquito)
Lineage: Eukaryota; Metazoa; Arthropoda; Insecta; Diptera; Culicidae
Gene: Rpt5
Product: 26S proteasome regulatory subunit 6A-B
Exons: 2
Coding region: 182-1468 (428 amino acids)
Biological process (GO): proteasome-mediated ubiquitin-dependent protein catabolic process
Cellular component (GO): proteasome regulatory particle, base subcomplex
Molecular function (GO): proteasome-activating activity; ATP hydrolysis activity; ATP binding
Source: RefSeq, a predicted model, not a curated record
ACACAACGAGAGCAAGGCAUUUUCCGAAAGUCAUCAUCAACACUCGCCCCAUCACAGGAUUGUUUUGUGUCGCGGUCAUAUUCCUCGAAAUUUUGCAAUUAAAAUCCGUAGAAUUCGGUCGGAAACAGUCGUAAAGUAGUGCCCUCGAAGUAAAGAAAGUAAGUCAAUAGAAUUCAGCACCAUGGCCGGAACACUGGAGGACAAAUCCAUCUGGGAAGACGGUGAGGAAACACUGGGCGAAGAAGUGCUGCGGAUGCCAACCGAUGAAAUUGUGAGCCGAACCCGUCUGAUGGACAAUGAAAUCAAAAUCAUGAAAAGCGAAGUGAUGCGAAUUAAUCACGAGCUGCAAACAAUGAACGAAAAGAUUAAGGAUAAUACGGAAAAGAUCAAGGUUAACAAAACUCUCCCGUAUUUGGUGUCGAAUGUGAUCGAACUGCUGGAUGUGGAUCCGCAGGAGGAGGAAGAUGACGGCGCGGUGGUGGUGCUGGAUUCUCAGCGGAAGGGCAAAUGUGCCGUCAUCAAAACCUCGACCCGGCAGACGUACUUCCUGCCGGUGAUUGGGCUGGUCGAUCCGGAAAAGCUCAAGCCGGGAGAUCUGGUCGGGGUGAACAAGGAUUCGUAUCUGAUUCUGGAAACGCUUCCGGCCGAAUACGACGCACGGGUUAAGGCCAUGGAAGUGGAUGAACGGCCGACGGAACAGUACUCGGAUAUUGGUGGGUUGGACAAACAGAUCCAGGAGCUCAUCGAAGCGGUUGUGCUGCCGAUGACGCACAAGGACAAGUUCAAGAAUCUGGGCAUUCACCCGCCGAAGGGUGUGCUGCUGUAUGGACCUCCUGGAACCGGAAAGACUCUGCUGGCCCGUGCAUGCGCUGCUCAAACCAAGUCCACUUUCCUGAAACUGGCCGGACCUCAGUUGGUGCAGAUGUUCAUCGGUGAUGGUGCCAAGUUGGUGCGUGAUGCCUUCGCUCUGGCCAAAGAGAAAUCCCCGGCAAUUAUCUUCAUCGACGAGCUGGAUGCCAUCGGUACCAAGCGUUUCGACUCGGAGAAGGCCGGCGACCGUGAAGUGCAGCGUACUAUGUUGGAACUGCUGAAUCAGUUGGACGGUUUUAGCUCCACGGCUGACAUCAAGGUCAUCGCAGCUACCAAUCGGGUGGACAUUCUGGAUCCGGCUUUGCUGCGUUCCGGUCGUCUGGAUCGUAAGAUUGAAUUCCCGCACCCGAACGAGGAAGCCCGUGCGCGUAUUAUGCAGAUCCAUUCGCGUAAGAUGAACGUCAGUCCGGACGUGAACUUUGAGGAGCUGGCUCGUUCGACCGACGACUUCAACGGUGCCCAGUGUAAGGCGGUGUGCGUCGAGGCCGGUAUGAUUGCGUUGAGACGUUCGGCGGUGGCCGUUACCCAUGAGGACUUUAUGGAUGCCAUCAUGGAGGUGCAGGCCAAGAAGAAGGCCAAUCUGAACUACUACGCGUAAGGUCCAGACAGAGAAGACUUGGUAGGUAAGUUGCUUUGUUCUUUAAAAAAACCUUAUGUAUCGCUAACUUGUACUAGCAAUAAACAAUUGUAUUCUGAUUA